ACACAGGGUAAUGAUCCUAGACUACAAGACUUCUGAGGGGGGAAGCCAGCAGUUAUCCUGGACCGACACUGCGCUGACCAGCCACAAGUACUGUUCAGAUAUGCAGCAGAAAUUAGGGGCACCAACCCUGGACGCUGAGCUGGCAAGAAGAUGCCUACAACUAAGUGAAGAACUAAGUGUGCCAGAGAAGCUGGGUCAUGCUACCUAUGAAUGGAAAGCCCUCCAUUUGGCAUCCUGGAAUGGGAACACUGGUCUUGUGAAACAACUUUUACAACAAGGAGAAAAGAUUGAUGACAGGGAUGAGCUUGGCUGGACUCCUCUUCACUGCGCAGCAUCCAAUGGUCACUUAGUUACAGCAAAGCUCUUAAUCCAGAGAGGAGCUUCAAUAAAUGUUCAGGAUGCUUCAGGCUGUACCCCUCUCCACCAUGCUGCAUGGAGUGGCCAUACACACUUGUCUGAGAUGCUGUUAAACCGUGGAUCCAGUGCCAUCGCUCCUACAAAAGGAGGUCUAACAGCUUUACAUUUAGCGGCAGCAAAUGGUCAUACACUCAUUGCACAGCUAUUGUUGAAGAAAAAUACAGACCCAUGUAUUGGUGACAACAACAAGUGGAGUCCAUUGCACUGGGCAACCGUCAGCAAUCAUGUCCAUAUCUUAGAACUUUUAAGUGAACACAAUGUCUCCCUUGGACUUGAGACCUCUGGGAAUUUGACCCCUUUGCAUGUUGCAGCUGAGACUGGAAAAAUGGAGGCUCUGAACUAUCUCUUGGAGAAGGGGGUCGAUGUGAAUGUCCAAGACAUGCUGGGCAGAACAGCUCUAGCAAUUGCAGCUAGUAAUGGUAGCUUGGAGGUUAUUCACUUGCUUUUGGAUAAUAAAGCUCAGCCGAACGUUGCGGACAAUCAUGGACGGACCGCCUUACACAAGGCCGCGGCAGCAGGGCAUCUCACUGUGGUACAGAUCCUUGUCCAGAACGGAGCCUCAGUGAAUAUAAAGGACAGCCUGUGUCUCACACCAAUGCAGAGAGCGGCCAUGAUGGGACACAAGCAAGUGUCUACCUACCUGCAAGGAGCACUACCUACAGUUCAAAAUGUACUCUAAUCCUGUACGUCUCUAACUAGGGUCACCUCUCACAUUGAACAUGCAGUUCCAUCUGCAGGCAGUGGAGUAUACAGAAAGAGGAGCUGAGCAGACUGGUAUAUAUUGGGGGAGAUUUAUCAAACUGGUGUAAAGUAGACCUGGCUUAGUUGCCCAUAGCAACCAAUCAGAUUCCACCUUUCAUUGUACAGCACUCCCCUGGAAAGGUGAAAUAUGAUUGGUUGCUUCGGGCAACUGAGGCUAGUUUCACAUCAGCGACGUAUAUUCUUUCCAGAUACGGCACUGCCGGAUGCAAAAGGUACGCCCGCCGGCCCAGUUAUGUACAUUCCUGUACGCUGCGGUUUGUGUCUGGCCGAUUCUCUGCAUUUUCUGACGUAACAGGCGGCCAGAUCUCCGUACAGCUGAUGUGAAACUAGCCUAAGCCAAUUUUUCUUUACACCAGUUUAAUAAAUCUCCCCCACUGAGUUUUGUGGGAAAAGUAUAAUUUUCAGUAUAAUUUUAUUUUUAUUUUUUUGAAAUGGAGUCUGUCACCUAAUUUUCAUAAACAUCAUGUUCAGCAUACAAUGUUUCCCUUGUUGGUGGUUCCGUGCUCCAGAAAAAGAAGUUUGAGCCGAUAUGCUUGUGAAGGCCAAGUGCCCAGUUGGGUGCUCCCCUCCCCCUUGCUCCUGAUUGACAGCUCCUUUUUGUGCAGGCGCAGUAUGACGCAUUGAUAAAACCGCUUAAUUAACAAGAAUAAGGAUUUGUUCCCACAUGGCAGAUAUGCCACACGUUUGCCGCCGAGAAUUUGCCUAUGGUAAAUCUUCAGCAUUUUACAGUACCAAUAUCGUGAAGGCGAUCAUAAGGCUAUGUUCACAUGCAGUGAAUUUUUCAUGUGAAUAAUUCACAAAUACGCGGAAAAUGACAGUACAGUACAAGUCAAUAGAGUUUUGCUCACACUGUGCACAUUGCAGUUUUUUUUGUGUGUAUUCCUUUUUGCGGAUUUUAUUUGGAAAUCUGCAGCAUGUCCCUUAAUUUGCGCAUUGCUUGCGGAUUUACCGCAGAUUUUUCCCUUUGAACUCAAUGGAGUUCACCAGAUAUAAUUAGCAUGAGCCUUUUUAUAGGACUUCAAGGG
Bufo gargarizans (Asiatic toad) is the source of this 2204-nucleotide messenger RNA. It is a transcript of the gene ANKRD65, whose product is annotated as ankyrin repeat domain 65. Gene Ontology annotation, molecular function: protein binding. The record is from RefSeq and is a predicted model, not a curated record. Lineage: Eukaryota; Metazoa; Chordata; Amphibia; Anura; Bufonidae. Bases 11 to 1096 code for a protein of 361 amino acids. The transcript has 4 exons. Gene Ontology annotation, cellular component: cytoplasm.